Molecule: messenger RNA, 3291 nt
Organism: Setaria italica (foxtail millet)
Lineage: Eukaryota; Viridiplantae; Streptophyta; Magnoliopsida; Poales; Poaceae
Product: calcium-dependent protein kinase 1
Exons: 8
Coding region: 118-3132 (1004 amino acids)
Biological process (GO): endonucleolytic cleavage in ITS1 to separate SSU-rRNA from 5.8S rRNA and LSU-rRNA from tricistronic rRNA transcript (SSU-rRNA, 5.8S rRNA, LSU-rRNA); protein phosphorylation
Cellular component (GO): nucleolus; 90S preribosome
Molecular function (GO): protein kinase activity; ATP binding; calcium ion binding
Source: RefSeq, a predicted model, not a curated record
UCGGUAGCCUAUGGGCUCGCUCGCCUCCAGUAGCAAAACCCUAACCAGAGCACCUACCCCGCCGCCGCUACCACCGCUGCCGCCGCCUCCUGCUCCGCCGUGAAUUCACUGCUGAAGAUGGGGAAAGGGAAGAAGGAGAAGAAGCCGCUGGACAUCCUCGCGGGGUCCGACGACGACUCCGACGGCGGCGGGGAGGACAGCUCGAAGAUCCAGAUCAACGAGGAGUAUGCUCGCCGCUUCGAGCAUAACAAGCGGCGGGAAGCGUUGCAGUACUACGAGAAUCUUAAAAAGCAAGGCCUCGCUCCCCCGUCUGACGACGAGAAGGACUACGGGGAGGUGUCAUCCGAAGAGGAUGAGGACGCCAUUGCCUCGCGCACCGUCGACCGCCGCCUGUUCGAGGUGAUCCGCCGUAUCCGCAGCGGUGACCCCGCGAUCCUCGACAAAGACGCCAAGGUUUACUCCUCGGAGGAGGAGGGCGGCGAGAAGAAGGAAGGAGAGUCCAAGAAGAAAAAGAAGGCCAAGAAGGAGAAGCCUUUGUACCUCAAGGACGUUAACGCCCGACACCUGCUCGAGGAGGGCCCCGAGUUCACAGCUCAGACCAGCCGGAGCAGCAGGUACGAUAGGAUCGCCUACGACGAGCAGCAGAAGAAGGGGCUGGAAGCCUUCCUUGAGGCACAGAAGGAGGUUUUAGGUGAUGACGAUGACGAUGAUUUGUUCCAUGAGAAGCCGAAGGCUGGAGCAGCUGCUGAUGAGGAUGAGGAUGAGGAGGAGAAGCAGACGAAGGAGCUAGCUGGUGAGGUUUUUGGGAAGGAUGAGGAGCUGGACGAGAACGAGAAGUUCUUGAAGGAAUUUUUCCUUAAGAGGCCGUACCUUGACUCGGGUAAGAAGUCCUAUCUGGAGGAUAUCCAGGAAUUGUCGGACGAAGAGGAGCUCAAAGAUCAGGAAAAAUAUGAGUAUGUUUACAGUUUCCGGCAUGAGGAGGCUGAGGCAUCAGGGGCAGUGGUGGCAGACCGGGUAAUGGGACAUUCAAGGGUUGUUGAAGGGUCUGUGAGGAAGAAGGAAAGCAGCAGGAAGCAGCAGCGGAAAAGCAAGGAGGAGCGGAUGGCCCGGGCUAAGCAGGAGCAGGCUGAGGAGCUGAAGCAUCUCAAGAAUUUGAAGAAGAAAGAGAUAGCAGAGAAGCUUGAGAGGAUCCGGAUGAUUGCCGGGAUUGAAGGUGAUGCUGCUUGUAAGCUUGGUGCUGAUGACCUUGAGGAGGAUUUUGAUCCAGAGGAUUAUGACAAGAAAAUGCAGGAGAUGUUUGAUGACAGUUACUAUGAGGCUGAUGAUGUUGAUCCUGAGUUUGGAAGUGGUGAGGAGAUGGAUUUGAAGAAGCCAGAUUUUGAUAAAGAAGAUGAAUUGCUUGGGCUUCCUAAGGGCUGGGAUAGUGAAAACUGUAAAGAAGAGUCUUCUGCCACCGAUGGGAAAGCUACAAAAGGGAAGAUCUCUCUCAAGGACAAGGUGGAGCUUGAGAAAGAGAUGGAAGAGUACUACAAGUUGGACUAUGAGGACACUAUUGGAGAUCUGAAGACUCGGUUCAAGUAUAAGAAGGUUAAUCCCAACAGUUUUGGUCUUAGUACCUAUGAGAUAUUGGCAUCAGAUGACAAGGAUCUGAACCAGUACGUUUCCAUGAAGAAGCUAGCUCCUUACAGGGAGAGUGAAUGGAAGAUAACACAUCAUAGGAAGUUGAGCAAGGAUUUGAUCCUUGGUGGACAGAAGAAACAAGGGUCAAAGGGUGGCCUCCCAAUGUGGAAGCAGGUAUCCAUCUCUGACGCGCUGCUCACCAACGAGAUUCUCAUCAUGAGGAGGAUAGUCGAGAACGUCGCGCCACACCCCAACGUUAUCGGCCUUCAUGAUGUGUAUGAGGAUGUGCAUGGAGUGCACCUGAUCCUCGAGCUGUGCUCAGGUGGUGAAUUGUUCGAUAGGAUAGUGGGGCGUGACCGGUACUCGGAAUUUGAUGCGGCAGCUGUAGUUCGUCAGAUUGCGAGAGGCUUGGAGGCUCUUCAUAAGGCAAACAUCAUACACAGGGACUUGAAGCCAGAGAAUUGCCUGUUCUCUGACAAAAAUGAGGAUUCCACAUUGAAGAUCAUGGAUUUUGGUUUGAGUUCUGUUGAAGAUUUCAGUGACCCGAUUGUGACUCUGUUUGGGUCGAUAGAUUAUGUUUCACCAGAAGCUCUCUCAAGGCAAGAUGUUUCAGCUGCAAGUGAUAUGUGGUCUGUUGGGGUAAUACUGUACAUCCUUUUAUCUGGAUGCCCACCAUUUCAUGCUGCAACUAAUCGAGAAAAGCAGCAAAGGAUCCUGCAAGGAGAGUUUAGUUUUCAGGAUCACACGUGGAAAACAAUAUCUUCAUCAGCCAAAGAAUUGAUUUCCAGUCUUCUUUCUGUUGAACCUUACAAGAGGCCAACAGCAAGUGAUCUUCUGAGGCAUCCUUGGGUGAUAGGAGAUUGUGCAAAGCAAGAUCUCAUGGAUGCGGAGGUCGUGUCAAAACUGCAGAGGUUCAAUGCUAGAAGGAAACUGCGGGCAGCCGCAAUAGCCAGCGUCCUUAGCAGCAAGGUGGCAUUGAGGACGAAAAGGCUGAGGAACCUUUUAGGAACCCAUGAUCUUAGCUCAGAGGAGCUAGACAAUCUGCGCGUUCAUUUUGCACGAAUAUGUGCGGAUGGAGAGAACGCCACGCUGGAAGAGUUUGAACAGGUCCUGAAGGCGAUGAAAAUGGACGCGCUGGUUCCGCUGGCGCCUCGCGUGUUCGACUUGUUCGACAACAACCGUGACGGCACCGUGGACAUGAGGGAGAUCCUCUGCGGGCUCUCCAGCCUCAGGAACUCCCGAGGCGACGAUGCUCUCCGGCUCUGCUUCCAGAUGUACGACGCCGACCGGUCAGGCUGCAUCAGCAAGGACGAGCUGGCGUCGAUGCUACGAGCGCUGCCGGAGGACUGCCUCCCCGGGGACAUCACGGAGCCGGGGAAGCUGGACGAGGUGUUCGACGAGAUGGACGCCAACGGCGACGGCAAGGUGACCUUCGACGAGUUCAAGGCGGCGAUGCAGAAGGACAGCUCCCUCCAGGACGUCGUCCUCUCCUCCCUGCGACCGGUGCAGUAGACAAAUCAUCAGGAUUCAUUAAAAUUAUUCAUGGAGAAUAAUAAGUACUUUUUGACGCUGCAUUAACUAUUCUGUCUGAAACUUCUGUAUCCCGGCCGGCCGUAUGCUGGAAACGCGUUCAGACUUGGUCCCAGAUGCCUUGCCGCGUUGGCAGCUGUA